Echinops telfairi (small Madagascar hedgehog) is the source of this 1355-nucleotide messenger RNA. RefSeq names its product claudin 9 (gene CLDN9). The record is from RefSeq and is a predicted model, not a curated record. Gene Ontology annotation, molecular function: structural molecule activity. Gene Ontology annotation, biological process: bicellular tight junction assembly; cell adhesion. The transcript has 2 exons. Gene Ontology annotation, cellular component: bicellular tight junction; plasma membrane. NCBI's taxonomy places the organism in Eukaryota, Metazoa, Chordata, Mammalia, Afrosoricida, Tenrecidae. Bases 228 to 881 code for a protein of 217 amino acids.
AGAGGUGCAGCAGCUCAGAGUGGACCUGAGUCCCACAGGAGGGCGCACAGGGACACAAGCGGCAGGACUGAGGAGCACGCGAGAGGUUGGUGGUAUUCAUCCCCCCCAUGUGAAGACCGUCCCUGUGGAGGACACUGACGUCCACAGGACCCCUCCCUCUCCUGCUGGACACUCCGCUCCGAGUCUCACCACUCCUCUGAGCCAAGUCCACCCAGCGGAGGGGGCAGAUGGCCUCCACUGGCCUUGAACUACUGGGCAUGACCCUGGCCGUGCUGGGCUGGCUGGGGACCCUGGUGUCGUGCGCCCUGCCCCUGUGGAAGGUGACCGCCUUCAUCGGCAACAGCAUUGUGGUGGCCCAGGUGGUGUGGGAGGGGCUGUGGAUGUCCUGCGUGGUGCAGAGCACGGGCCAGAUGCAGUGCAAGGUCUACGACUCCCUGCUGGCCCUGCCCCAGGACCUGCAGGCGGCCCGCGCCCUCUGCAUUGUCGCCCUCCUGCUGGCCCUGCUCGGCCUGCUGGUAGCCAUCACAGGCGCCCAGUGCACCACAUGCGUGGACGAUGAGGGGGCCAAGGCCCGAAUAGUGCUCACAGCAGGCGCUCUUCUACUCCUCUCCGGGGUCCUGGUGCUCAUCCCUGUCUGCUGGACAGCCCACGCCAUCAUCCAGGACUUCUACAACCCCCUGGUGGCCGAGGCUCUCAAGCGGGAACUGGGGGCCUCCCUCUACCUGGGCUGGGCAGCAGCCGCCCUGCUCAUGCUGGGUGGGGGGCUUCUCUGCUGCACAUGUCCCCCGCCCCAGAUCGACCAUCCCCGCGGACCUCGGUUGGGUUACUCCAUCCCUUCCCGCUCCGGAGCGUCAGGACUGGACAAGAGGGACUAUGUGUGAGACUGCGGAACCGCCAACCCGGAUGCCUUUGGGCCCUCACCUUCCAGCCCACCCAGGACACCUUGCUCCACGCUCACCUGACAAGGACACUAGUGGCUCCACUUUCGAGAAGACUGGUUGAGUCAGAGCCUCCUCAGUGAUAUCCUCACCUGGCUGGGCUGUCCCCAGGGGUUGGGCCAGAGCUGAUGGGGUGACCUUGGCUUGCUCGUAGCUCCCCAUAUUCGUUCCUUUCCUCUGCUGUCCAGGAUGGAUUGACCCUUCCUCUUUCUAAACUCCUGGCUCCCCUUCCUCCCACCCUAGACACCUGGAGAAGUUCCAAUGAUCUUCCUACCCUGCAUUGUUGGGCCCUUAGUCUGGCUAUCACAGCAUCCAUGAGGCCCAGGUUGGGGACCCUCUGGGAUUGGAAAGUCCUGCAUAGUCCAUCCUCCUCCACCCCCACCUUUCAGUUGGGAAUAAAGAGUGUUUGUACUGGUA